UUCAAAGCGAGAAGAAGCGACACAUUACGAGAGUUUAUCCACAACGUGACUCAACAUGGCGAACACUACGACUGCAUUAACUGUCGGUGGCGAUAGAACCACAGGCCAAUCUGUUAGAACACAAAAUGUUUUGGCUGCCUGUUCCAUAGCUAAUAUUGUGAAGAGUAGUUUAGGACCAGUUGGUCUUGAUAAGAUGCUGGUAGAUGACAUUGGGGAUGUGACAAUCACCAAUGAUGGAGCCACCAUCUUGAAGCUGUUGGAAGUGGAACAUCCUGCUGCCAAAGUUCUGGUAGAAUUGGCUGAAUUGCAGGAUCAGGAAGUUGGAGAUGGAACCACUAGUGUGGUUAUCAUAGCAUCAGAGCUGUUAAAAAAUGCUGAUGAGCUUGUUAAAGCUAAGAUACAUCCUACCUCUAUCAUAAGUGGCUACAGAUUAGCUUGCAAAGAAGCAGUGCGUUACAUCCAGGAGCACCUUGUUAUUAAUGUGGAUGAUUUAGGUCGAGACUGUAUUGUCAACGCUGCCAAGACUUCUAUGUCCAGUAAAAUUAUCGGACCUGAUUCAGAGUUUUUCUCCAAUAUGGUGGUUGAUGCAGCUACAGCAGUGAAAACCCCUGACGGCAAGGGAGGCUACAGAUAUCCCAUUAAAGCUGUCAAUAUACUCAAAGCCCAUGGGAAGAGCUCAAGGGAAAGCAGGCUGGUUCAGGGUUACGCCUUAAACUGUACUGUUGCUUCUCAAGCUAUGCCAAAGAGAAUAGCCAACCCUAAAAUAGCCUGUUUAGAUUUCAAUCUACAGAAAUCAAAGAUGCAUUUAGGAGUCCAAGUUCUUAUUGAAGAUCCUACUAAACUAGAUGGUGUUAGACAAAGGGAAAUGGACAUCACUAAGGAGAGAAUAGAAAAAAUCUUAAAGGCAGGAGCCAAUGUUAUUUUGACCACCGGAGGUAUAGAUGACUUAUGUUUGAAAUAUUUCGUCGAGGCCGGCGCAAUGGCUGUACGAAGAUGCAAAAAAGCUGAUCUGAAGCGAAUUGCAAAGGCCACAGGAGCCCAGUUCCUCAUGACCCUGUGUAAUCUGGAAGGAGAAGAAGUGUUUGAUGCUUCUAUGUUGGGUCAGGCUGAGGAAGUCCUUCAGGAGAGAAUUUGUGAUGAUGAACUUCUACUCAUUAAAGGGCCAAAGACCAGAUCAGCAGCUUCCCUGAUCCUUCGAGGAGCCAAUGAUUUUAUGCUGGACGAGAUGGAACGAUCCUUACAUGAUGCUUUAUGUGUCGUCAAGAGAGUUCUGGAAUCAAAGUCAGUGGUUGCCGGGGGUGGAGCUGUGGAGGCCGCCCUUUCUAUCUACUUGGAGAACUUUGCUACUUCAUUGUCAUCGAGAGAACAGUUAGCUAUAGCAGAGUUUGCACGGUCUCUUUUGGUCAUCCCUAAGCAACUGGCCGUCAACGCAGCUCAAGAUGCAACAGAUCUUGUUGCCAAGUUACGAGCUUUCCAUAAUAAAUCCCAGACUAAAAAAGACGAUAAUGAAUUAAGAUGGGUUGGAUUAGAUCUGUUCGAGGGAGUUGUCAGGGACAACAAAAAAGCUGGUGUUUUAGAACCUAGCAUUUCAAAAAUCAAAUCGUUGAAGUUUGCCACGGAGGCCGCCAUUACCAUCCUGCGUAUCGAUGACCUUAUCAAGCUGGUCAAUCCAGAACAAGGUGGAAAUUCCUAUGCAGAGGCAUUACGAAGUGGGCAGUUAGAAGGUUAACCUCUGACCCUAUUUCUACAUCAUUUAUUUAACUUAUUUAUCUUCAAUCAUUUCUGAUUUGCUUGAUCCACAAAUUUUCAAAUUUCAUUUUCAUCUUGCAGUCAACUUGUCAUGAUUGUUCUUAAGUUUCAACUGUAAAAUGGUUGCUUCACAUUCAGCUUUGAGAGUCUACGUGUGACUUAAAUGGAGAUUUAAGCUGAAAAUCAUGUUUUUCAUUUUCAUGUACCCUGAAUCGUGUUAAAAAUUCGGUGACUUAUGUUAAAUUUGGUCACAUGUCGAAAUUUCAUUGCCUAGAAGAUGGGCAAUAUCUAUAAGUUAUAUUUGAUUCUUUGCCCUUAAUUUCAUAUUACAAAGAAUAGAGAAUAAGUCUCUCAGCUAAUCAGAAAUGAUCUAAGUUACAUCUGGAUGUCAGGCCCUUGGUUCAGAGUCUUCUGAGCUAAAAAUGGAGCAUUCGCUCCUCGAAUGUACCCAAGCUCUGUAAGAUGUGGAAAGUGGGGCGUAAAAAUCCUCACGAGUUCCCCAGGAACGGUCUGAUAUUUUUAUACUUGCAUCAUAAUGUGCUUUUUCAUCUUUUUUUUCUUUUUUGUAAAUGCUUCUGAACAAAAUAAUAUCAUUUUGUUAUUAAAGAUAUUUCCACAUGGUU
Messenger RNA from Lottia gigantea (owl limpet), 2372 nucleotides. RefSeq lists its product as hypothetical. NCBI's taxonomy places the organism in Eukaryota, Metazoa, Mollusca, Gastropoda, Lottiidae. Gene Ontology annotation, cellular component: chaperonin-containing T-complex. Gene Ontology annotation, biological process: protein folding. The transcript has 12 exons. Bases 56 to 1729 code for a protein of 557 amino acids. Gene Ontology annotation, molecular function: ATP-dependent protein folding chaperone; ATP hydrolysis activity; ATP binding. The record is from RefSeq and is a predicted model, not a curated record.